Messenger RNA from Penicillium argentinense, 708 nucleotides. RefSeq names its product PEX11 family protein. NCBI's taxonomy places the organism in Eukaryota, Fungi, Ascomycota, Eurotiomycetes, Eurotiales, Aspergillaceae. The transcript has 2 exons. The record is from RefSeq and is a predicted model, not a curated record. Gene Ontology annotation, biological process: peroxisome fission; regulation of peroxisome size. Gene Ontology annotation, cellular component: peroxisomal membrane. Bases 1 to 708 code for a protein of 235 amino acids.
AUGGUUGCCGACGCUCUCGUCUACCACCCUGCCCUCGCGCACUGGCUGCGCUUUGUUGCGACAACCAUCGGCCGAGAUAAGCUCCUCCGAACCCUGCAAUACUUCUCCCGCUUCUACGCCUGGUACCUGUACCGCACCAACCGCCCCCAGUCGGCUAUCGACCCCUACAAUGCGGUGAAGAAGCAGUUUGGCACCACCCGCAAGAUCCUGCGUAUUGGCAAGUUCGCCGAGCACCUCAAGGCCGCCUCCGUCGCUCUCGACAACAAGAGCCCCGUUGACCCCGUCCUGCGUUACUUGGCCGUCGGUCGUCAGCUCGGUUACGCCGGCUACCUGUCUCUCGACACCAUCACCGUCGUCGACGCCGUCGGCUACCGCAAGCUUGCCUCCGUCAAGAAGCUGCAGGAGCACGCCUACCGUGCCUGGGGUGCUGGUCUGCUGUGCAGUGCCGUCGCCGGUAUCUACACUCUCUUCCGCCUGCAGGAGAAGGAGAAGACCAUCAACCGCAAGGAGGGUGAGGGUGUCGUGGAGGCUAAGAAGAUCGAGAAGGAGCGUGCUGCUGCCCGGAUACAGCUCAUCUCUGAUCUGUGCGAUCUGACUGUCCCCGCUACCGCCGUAGGCUUCGCCAACUUCGACGAUGGCAUCGUCGGUCUCGCCGGUACCGUCAGCAGUUUGAUCGGUGUGUGGUCCCAGUGGCGCAAGACUGCGUAA